Molecule: messenger RNA, 663 nt
Organism: Beta vulgaris subsp. vulgaris (sugar beet)
Lineage: Eukaryota; Viridiplantae; Streptophyta; Magnoliopsida; Caryophyllales; Amaranthaceae
Product: 40S ribosomal protein S15a-2
Exons: 3
Coding region: 99-488 (129 amino acids)
Biological process (GO): translation
Cellular component (GO): ribosome; cytosolic small ribosomal subunit
Molecular function (GO): structural constituent of ribosome
Source: RefSeq, a predicted model, not a curated record
CCCAUCUCUAACUUUGGAAAAACCCUUGUCUUGGUUUCGAAAACCUGAGCAUCUUCAUUCUUGAGAGAGCAAAUCGAAGAGGUUGGAGGAGAGAGAAAAUGGGGAGAAGAAUACUAAACGAUGCACUUCGAACGAUAGUGAACGCCGAGAAGAGAAACAAAGCAUCCGCUGAACUUAAACCCAUUUCUACUGUCAUCUGUUCUUUUCUCCACAUCAUGAAAAAUCGAGGAUAUAUCAAGGAUUUUCAAGUUCACGAUCCACAUAGAGUUGGUAGGGUAACUGUAGAACUUCUAGGACGCGUGAAUGACUGCAAAGCUCUCACUUAUAGACAGGACUUGAAAGCAAGGGAUAUUGAACAAUACAGAUUGCAAACUCUUCCAACACGACAGUGGGGCUAUGUUGUGAUUACAACUCCAAAUGGUGUCCUUGAUCAUGAAGAGGCCAUCAAACAAAAAGUUGGCGGUCAAGUUCUUGGUUAUUUUCAUUGAUCACAAAUUACGUUUGCCUUCUGUUGUCAAAUAGAUGGGUGGAAAUGAUUUUGCGUGUGAAAUUGUAUCCUGUUUUCAUCAAAAGAGCAUGGGACAAAAUUUCGAACUGUUUAAAUCACAUCAUUUCGUGUUUGAAGGUACAAUAAACUACAAUAUAAAUUUCAUGUAUUUUUCA